This is a messenger RNA of Aplysia californica (California sea hare), 2519 nucleotides long. RefSeq lists its product as uncharacterized. The record is from RefSeq and is a predicted model, not a curated record. NCBI's taxonomy places the organism in Eukaryota, Metazoa, Mollusca, Gastropoda, Aplysiida, Aplysiidae. The transcript is spliced from 2 exons. The coding region runs from base 353 to 2236 and encodes 627 amino acids.
CCGAUCCAUAAUAAUCAUCAAGAGCUGUAUGGGUAUACUUAAAUUCCGAACGCUCUCCAAAUUCGUUUUUUACUUUGCACAGGAUUACAUUCGUGGGCCAUCUGAGAAUUGAAGUUGGAACGAAGAGCUCAUACACCAGUUGAUGUGGAGCCGGCUUUUUCACAACUAGUGUAUAGCUUGAAUUAUUGUCCAACCGAGUUUGUGCUGAAUCAUCGUCUACAUAGAUUUCGAGCGUGAGGUUACUUCCUGAUGCAGCACAUGUCACGAGGGCAGUUUCGUUUUUAAAGUCUUCUAUUCUCGUGGCGUUUUCGUCAAUUGCCGGAGACCCUCCCACCACAAGUGUGACAGUGUGAUGAGCUGUCUUACCGUGUACAGAAGUGACCUCGCAUACGUACUCGCCUUUCGCCGCCGUGGGGUUAUCACCCGUGUAGUCAAGGUCACAGAAUUCUAUUUCGAGGGUCUUCAGCGCAGUCUCGGGGAACUGAACGACCAACUGCUCAUUCUUCGCCCUGACACUGCUGUACAUGCUAGGAGCAGGCGCUCGGCCAAAAGAGACGAUAUUGGUCAGCUGGUCAGUUCUUUUCACGCUUUUUGUGACAAUCUCCAGGGUGAGGCCUCUUCCCUCUCUGUGCCACCAACAUUCAGAAAAACAACGAAACCUCCUCUAAGUAUGGAGAAGACCGACCGAGACGAAAGACUGAUGCUUAAAGAAAUACCAGGCUGGUUCACAUCGAAUCUCCCAGUGCUUCCUUUGUCUGUGGAAACUAUAUUUAGGUCGGAUCGUGUUGUCAUUAUUUUCACUGUUAAACAUCAUGUUGACGCCUAUGUAAGCCCUUUCAUCGAAAAAUUUGACUUUGGGAAACUCAACCCUCAAUUCCUGAAACUCCGAAAAGGUGGCAAUGUCCCUAAGAUUUCGAAAGCGAGGUUUCGAAUCAAGACCAAAUGGUGUGGAGAAAUGCAAGAUUAUGAUACGCAGCACGUGGGUUUUGCGUUCAUGGAAGUGGGACAAAGUUUGCCCACUACAGUCCUUACUUCUGUUGAUGUCUGUGGGAAAAAUUUGAAAAACAAAACAAAUAUUCCCAUGACCUGGCAUGAGAACAUAAGAAUUCCACAAUUUUACUCAACUUUGGAAGGAUCAACUAUAGCAGGAGAAACAUCCUUUGAAGUAAAGAUUUUGAGUUCAGAGUCUAUACAAUUUUACAUCACUCUUCGGGCAUAUGACAGCGAAAUGAAAAACAUGUCAGUAUCGUACUGGCGUAUUUAUGGGUCUGGGGUUGGUGAAGGGGAAUACAGUAUGAGCAUACAUGAGCCGAAAAGUGGAAACCGUAGUAUGCUGACAGUCGAAGAAGUUCUCCUUGAUGAUCGCAUAAACGAUAUAGAAGACACUCUUUCUGCAGGGAACGAGACACAAGAGAGAGAGUUCAGAUUACGCCUUACUGUACACCCGACGUCCGAUUCCGAUAGCGGCGUAAUUUAUCUAGAGCGCAGCUACUACAACAAUUCUGGCGAUACGCUAUUGCGAUAUGUCAGCGCUCAAAUUCCCAUUUAUGUUAAUGGGGAAAAUCAAAGUUCGCUUUUUCCAGAUGGUACGUUCUCGUUCACCAGCCUGGAGAAGGUUGCAUGCAAUACAAAUCCCUACGCCAAACGUUGGUCUGUAGCUAAAUGUUCCAUACCAUGCAGUUUUCAGGGUGGUGACAUUCAAAGCAUAGCUAUUUAUGAUCGUGACUUAAAAAUGGCUAAAAGACCUGGAGAUUUCCGGUUCAGAUCGCAAAUAGAUCCUAACGGCUUUUGGGCAAUGGCGUAUCUAGAUUACAUCGGAGACGUCCCCACCUCCGCGGCUGGAGAGUACAUUUGCCAAGUCCGAUCUAUUCGUGGCGAAACGUCUGAGCGCAAUGUGACGCUUUUAGUAGGCGGUUAUCCUGCCAUCGACGAGAACACGACAAGUGUAAAAGUGAAAGAUCACGAUAACGAGACGGCACUUGUCACGUGUGCUGCAACAGGAAGUAACGUCACUAUAAUGAUCUAUGCAGACGAUAUACUUCCAGAAGCCCGGAUGGACAACAAUUCGAGCUAUGUACUGCGUGUGACGAGGCCAGCCUCAGAUCGAGCUGUAUAUGAGCUUGAUGUCCCCUCAACCGUUCUCAAAAACUCAGUUGACGUGGUUUAUUGUGAGGCGAUUAACGAGUUGGGCCAAAAUUCAGUGUUCAGGUACACCUAUUUAGCAUUUGAUGAUUAAUGUCCCCUUCUUGUGAAGUGCAGGCAAUAUGAUCGUUUAUUAAGAAUCGAUAAAAAUAGUUUCAAAGACACCUAACUCGAAGGAAAAACUGUGAAAAUCUUGCUCUUACUGGGGAAAAUAGAAGGCAAACGGGGCCGUGGAAGACCAGAGAAACUUACUUGAAAAAGCUAAACAUAUGGGUGACGGAAAAACACAUUAACAAUGGGUUUUGAGAGCAUCCGAGCGAAGAAAUGAACAGAGAAUAAUGAUCACCGAUGUCUGUUUCAGAUCUGGUCCUUGAUGA